CUGCAGGGCGAAAGCUCUCUGCCGAGGAAUUCAACGGGAGCCGCAGACGAAAAAGGGGAGCUGGCUUCUCUCUCUAAUACAGGAGGUGUACACCCAGUAGUCUGAGGCCUCACCUGCCCUCCCUUAUCAUCCAUCUCCUGUCUGAGCCCUGCACCUGUUCUGACUCGUCAGCCAGGUGAAGGGGAUCCUCUGGCCCUCUGCUAUUUUUUCAGCUGCCCAUAUAGCCACAGGGCAAUUAGGAGCCCAGUCUAUUCAUUGGACUGAAUUGCUGCUUUGCUCUGUUUCUUUCUCGCUCUCUGUCUCUCUCUAUAACCCACCUCCCUUCACUGCCUGCCUAUCCCCAGCCCCCUCCCACUUCAUCUCUGACUAGCCCAGUCUGAGCCUGGUUGACACUGGGGCUGUGGGGACGUGUGGAGCCGCAGAUUUCCCUGCUGGAGUAAAAGUGUGGAUCACAUGGAAAGCACACAGGGGAAGAAAGGGUAAAACAUAUAAAUCUCUCUGAGGAUAGACAAAUUGGAUUGAGGAUUGGACGGCCGAGAUAGAAAAGUUAAAACUCCAAACCAAAGGACUCUGCAGUUGGAAGAGCAGCAGGUAUGAGAAGCCAGACUGUGGUCGUGUGUGUGGCCCUGCUGGCCCUGUGCUGCCUGCUGGGACCCAGAGGAGGGGAGAGUGCUGGGGGGAUUGUUUCUCUCAGGCAGGCUGAAAGGGGCAGGCAGGCAGGGGAUCACCUGCCAAGUGAGUCCCUGGAUCAUCCAGAAAGUGAGCAAGGACUUGCAGAGGACCCACACCCACUGGGACGCCACAGCAAAUCCAAGAGAGACACAGAGGAGGCUGCGCAGGCAGCUAUUUUGGGCAGAGUGAGGAGAGCGCCCGAGGAAGGCAAAAAGAAGAAGAAGGAAAAGAAGAAGAACAAAGAGCCAAAGGACCCCAAAGCCACCAAAAAGCCCAAAAGUGACAAGAAGGGAAAGAAGAAGGACCGUAAGACAACAACCACGACACCACCGCCCACCACGACAGCGAUCCCGACUGAACCGCCUACUGAGUCUGAGCCUGAGCCAUACACAGACUACCCCUAUCCUGAUGUCGACAAUGAUUACUGGAAACCGGACGAUGACUACUGGGAGGCUGAGCCCACAGCAUCCAGGCCUCAGCCUGACGAGCCCAUCACAGAGCUUCCAUAUGACGACAGGAAGCCAGAGGAGGGAGACCCAGCUGCUCCCGUAACAGACACCUACGAUGACUACUGGAAACCAGGGGAGAAAGAGCCGUCCACCCCAUUGCCUGACGCCUAUGAUGACUACUGGAAACCAGACGAGAAGGAGCCUUCAACCCCAGCGCCCGAUGCCUAUGAUGACUACUGGAAACCAGAUGAGAAAGAGCCGUCCACCCCAGCACCCGACGCCUACGACGAUGACUGGAAACCAGAUGAGAACGAUUUCUCCACUCCAGCACCCAACGCCUACGACGACUAUUGGAAGCCAGAUGAGCAAGAACCAGAAAAUCCUGUGAUUGAUAACUAUGAUAGCAACUGGAAAGAGGUGGAACCAACACCCCCUGCUCCCGAGGUUGAUGGGAAGGUUGGGACAGAUGAGAGUGAUUACUGGGAUGCCACAUUUGAGGCGCCAGACAAUCUUCCAUUCCCCGAUGGUAAAGAGGUCAGCCCUGAAAUCAUAGUAGAAACUCUACCAGACGAGCCCACAGCCACUCCUCCCUAUGAGGGGAAGUGGUAUGACGAUUACGAUGAAUAUGGAAUGAGGAGAAAAGAGGACGAAACAGACGAAAAAUGGAUAGAGAAAGAGAGAGAGAGAGGGAAAAAGGAGAGAGAGAGGGAAGAAAGAGAGAGAGCGCAGAAACUGAAGGAGGCAGAGGAGCGGGCCAGGAACAGACCACGUGUCUACAAGGAGCCCAGGAAGUGCCCUCCUCUGGGGAUGGAAUCACACAAGAUGGAGUCAGACCAGCUUUCAGCCUCCUCCAUGUCUCAGUAUGAGUUUGCACCUCAGAGGGGACGUCUCAACAUGCAGGGCUCUGACGAUGAGGAGAACAUGAGAGGUGGAGCGUGGUGUGCCAACUCAGAGGACAGAAUCCACUGGUUUGAGAUAGAUGCCCGCAGGGAGACGGAGUUCACUGGAGUUAUUACUCAGGGACGAGACUCACGGAAUGAGAGUGACUACGUGACGUCCUACUUCUUGGCGUUCAGCAACGACAGCCGAGAAUGGAACACCAUCCACGAUGGAUACGCCGACUGGUUGUUCUUCGGAAAUAACGAUAAGGACACUCCGGUGAUGAACCAGUUGGCGGAGCCUGUGCUGGCCCGCUACAUCCGGAUCAUCCCUCAGAGCUGGAAUGGCUCGCUGUGUAUGAGGCUGGAGGUCCUAGGCUGCCCACUGCCCGAUCCAGCAGAUGUGCAGUACAGGCAAAAUGAAGUGACUCCAGUGGAUUACUUGAAGUUCAAACAUCACAGCUACUCAGAGAUGGUUGCACUUAUGAAGUCGGUGAAUGAGGAGUGUCCCAACAUCACCAACAUCUACAGCCUGGGCCGCAGCUCCAAGGGACUGGAAAUCAUGGCAAUCAUCGUCUCUGGCAACCCCACAGAGCACGAAAUAGGUGAGCCGGAAUUUCGCUUCACGGCAGGUCUCCAUGGAAACGAAGCGGUAGGCCGGGAGAUGCUUCUGCUUCUUAUGCAGUACCUGUGCAAAGAGUACAAAGACAGAAACCCCAGAGUCCAGCGGCUGGUGGAGGGAAUACGGAUCCACCUCGUGCCCUCGCUCAACCCUGAUGGACAAACAAAAGCUUUUGAAGCGGGAUCAGAACUAAGCAGCUGGACCACCGGACACUUCACUGAGGAUGGCUUUGACAUCUUCCAGAACUUCCCUGACCUGAACAGCAUCCUGUGGGAUGCUGAGGACAAGGGCAUGGUGCCCAAACUCACCCCCAACCAUCAUGUACCCAUACCAGAAAACUUUGAGGCCAACAGCUCGAUUGCUGUGGAAACAAGGGCCAUAAUCUCCUGGAUGAAAAGCCAUCCAUUUGUGUUGGGUGCAAACUUCCAGGGCGGGGAGAGACUUGUGGCUUAUCCUUAUGACAGUUUACGUCUCAACAAGCCUGCUCAGAGCCAGAAACCCCACAGCCGCAAGAAGAGACAGUAUGAGGAAGAAAGUUUUGAUGUGACAGAGUGGGGGAGGGGUUACCAUGAGGAGCCAGAAGAGGACUUGAGAAAUAGGGGAUACGCAGAGCCAGAGGAAGAGUGGAGGGGUCAUGGCUAUGACCAAGGGUACGAGCGUGGACAAGACCAUGGUUACGACCGUGGACAGGACCAUGGAUACGACCGUGGACAGGACCAUGGGUACGACCACGGUUAUGACCGUGGACAGGACCUCGGGUACGACCAUGGACAGGACCGUGGACAGGACCACGGGUACGACCAUAGACAGGACCACGGGUACGACCGUGGACAGGACCAUGGGUACGAGCAUGGGUAUGACCCCAGUUACAACCAAGGUUACGGGCGCACAGAGGAAGAGGAGGAUGACCGAGGUAGAGGUGCCGGCUACCAUACUGCCGAGCAUGAGGAUGAGCCUCGGGUGAUUGCAGACGAGUCCCUCUUCAGGUGGCUGGCAGUCUCCUACGCCUCCACACACCUGACCAUGACGCACAACUACCACGGCUCCUGCCAUGGAGACACUGGCGCAGGGGGGCAUGGCAUUGUCAACCGGGCCAAGUGGAAGCCAAUCACAGGCAGUAUGAAUGACUUCAGCUAUCUGCACACCAACUGUUUUGAGCUGUCCAUAUUCCUGGGCUGUGAUAAGUUCCCUCAUCAGAGUGACUUGGCGUAUGAGUGGAAUAAGAACAGGGAGGCCAUGCUCGUCUUCAUGGAGCAGGUGCAUCGUGGCAUCAGGGGCAUUGUGAAGGACCAGCAGGGGAACCCCAUUGCAAACGCCAGUGUGUCUGUAGAGGGGAUAAACCAUGAUGUUACUACAGCUCCAACGGGAGACUACUGGAGGCUGCUGAACCCAGGGGAGUACCGCGUGACAGCUCGAGCUGAGGGAUUCUCCCCUCUGACCAAACUCUGUGUGGUGGGUUACCAGUCAGGAGCGACCGCUUGCAGCUUCAACCUGGCCAAGUCCAACUGGGACCGCAUUAAACAAAUCAUGGCCCUCCACGGCAACAAGCCAAUUCGACUAAGCUACAGCAACGCUAGAUCGCAGAAUCCCGCGGUUGUUAAUGGCAACAGGAGAGUGGUUGAUAGCAACAAUGGGUAUUCCGCAAAUUCACAACUCAGCACCGAGCGGCGGAGGAGGCUCAGGAUAGCUCGUAUGCGCCGCCUUCGGCAACAGAGGUUAAUGAGGCUGAGAUCAACGACGACAACUUUGCCCCCGACAACCACCACCACAAUGCCCACAACACCAGAGACCACCACGUCCUGGUACGACUCGUGGCAAAUAAUGGAGGGACAGUCCUCGACGCCCGGCGGGUUCACAGACUCCAUCCUGGAUUACAACUAUGAAUACAAGAUUGAUGACUAUUAAACCAAACACACGCUGCCUGUUUCUAUCAACAUACGUCCUUUCCCACUUGUAGUUCUUAUUGCCUUGUUGUUCUUCAAGCAGGUUGGUGAAGAAUGAACAGAGGAAUCAUGUCUUUGUAUGACAUAAACGCAAUGGGAAGGUUUAGAAUAUCAACUAUAUUAAUUGUAUAAAGAUAGUAUAUCUUUUAAUGAACACAUGAAAAAAUGCCUGUUCACAGAUAUUGACCCUGUUAAUUAAUGGUAUCAUAACAGUUCAAAACGCAUCUUUCCUCUAUUCAGUCUUUUUUAAAUGAAGAAAAGUUUAUUGUGAGUGCACACUAAACAAAGUCAUGACAUUUUUUUUAUUGCAUCAGAGUGAAAUUAUUUACACCAUCUUCCUCCAUUUUUACAGUAUGAACACUCACUGAAGGUUAAGAGGGUCAGGGAGGAGGGAAAGAGUCCUCUGUCAUGUGUCCUCAGAUACAGAUGGGGUUGAAGAGUUAUUUUUCAAAUAAAGGCUUAAUACAAAA
This is a messenger RNA of Scophthalmus maximus (turbot), 5034 nucleotides long. RefSeq names its product AE binding protein 1b (gene aebp1b). Bases 594 to 4526 code for a protein of 1310 amino acids. Gene Ontology annotation, molecular function: zinc ion binding; metallocarboxypeptidase activity; RNA polymerase II transcription regulatory region sequence-specific DNA binding. The transcript has 22 exons. The record is from RefSeq and is a predicted model, not a curated record. Gene Ontology annotation, biological process: proteolysis; negative regulation of transcription by RNA polymerase II. Lineage: Eukaryota; Metazoa; Chordata; Actinopteri; Pleuronectiformes; Scophthalmidae.